This is a messenger RNA of Homarus americanus (American lobster), 13442 nucleotides long. RefSeq names its product peroxisomal biogenesis factor 19-like (gene Pex19). Gene Ontology annotation, cellular component: peroxisomal membrane; peroxisome. The transcript is spliced from 8 exons. The record is from RefSeq and is a predicted model, not a curated record. Gene Ontology annotation, biological process: protein import into peroxisome membrane. NCBI's taxonomy places the organism in Eukaryota, Metazoa, Arthropoda, Malacostraca, Decapoda, Nephropidae. The coding region runs from base 83 to 1126 and encodes 347 amino acids.
GCGACCAUUGACAGUAAACAAAUUGUGGCUACUCAUUGGUGCUGUAACCGAGACACGGCUGAAGGAAGCGAGAAGCAGCGAGAUGUCUGAGGAGGAGCAACAAGCCAAGAAGGUGCUGGAGGAGGUGCCUGACCCAGACCUUGAUAAUCUGUUGGAUGAUGCCAUACAAGACUUCAACAGGCCUCAGCUCCCUAAACCAGCUCCUGUGGGAGACUUGGCCUCAAAGGUAGCAGCUAUGGGCAUCGGGGCAGCUACGUCAGCGGGGACAGAUGGGGCGGCCGGAAACGUGUGGACGGAGGAGUUCAUUCAACAAGCCACAUCAAAUUUUGAGCAGACGAUGAGAGCCAUUAUGGAACAGCAACAAGGAAGUGGUGGUGUGCAGAAGCCUGCCACAGAAGGUCCAGAAGAGGACACUACUGGAGGUGCCCAACCAUUUGAUUUAUCUGCCAUGUCUGCUCAGUUUGCCAAGUUUGCUGAAGCUGCCUCUAAAACUACCUCUGAAGCCCCACCUGGUGCUGACUUUGUCCAGUGCCUCGAUGAUACGAUGAAGCAACUCAGUCAAAACAACGAACAGCUUCAGGAUCCACCUUCAGGAGAUGACCUCAGUAAGAUGUUUGAGAACCUAGGUCUGAUGGGGGACCAGGAAGGAGAUGGAGCAGUGGGUGGCCUUUUCCCUCUGAUGCAGGUCAUGCUAGAAAACAUCCUCUCAAAAGAAGUAUUGUAUCCCUCCAUGAAGGAGAUAACUGAUAAGUAUCCAGAUUGGCUUGCUGACCAUCGUAGCAGUUUACCUGAGGAGGAAUUUACACGAUACAACAAGCAGUAUGAUGUUAUGAAGCAAGUAGUGCAGCUGUAUGAGGAAGAGCAAGAAAAAGACUCGGAUGAGGCCAGAGGACAACGGUUUGAGAAGAUCAUGCAGUUGAUGCAGAAGCUGCAGGAGAUGGGUCAGCCACCAAAGGAGCUGGUGGGAGACAUGGGCCCAAUGCUCAACUUUGAUGAAGCCGGAAACCCAGUGUUGCCAGAUGUGUCUGCACUUCUUGGUGCUGCUGGCCUCCCUGGUAGUGGACCAGCAGCCACAGGUGCUUCGGGUCAACAGCCAGCGGAUGGGGAACAGUGUAGCCUCAUGUGAUGGACAUAAUGACAGCCCCUACUAGUGAGUGCAGCAUUUCUUAUUCACUUUUGAAGUGUCAUAAUGAUUAGAAUUGACUUUAUAAGAUAGUACAGUAUAAAAUAUUAACCCUCUCAACCUUGGAGUCUCAGACACAUACGUGCAUGAAAACUUACGCUCAGCCUCGGAGGUUUUUGCCAAAAAAUCAUAGAUUUUUUGUCUGUCAAAUGACAUCCAAAGUUCAGUCAGUUUCACUGAAUAGUUUUUGAGUCAUUUGAAAAUAUAGCCCAUUAGAUGCCACGUUGGCGUCGCGAGGCUGAGUGUAAGUUUUUUCGCCUUUUAUGUUCGACGCCGCGAGGCUGAGAGGGUUAGGCUCAAAGCUUUUGAGGCGAACAUUAUUUGCCUUAUAGCAUGUUUGUACAGCUUAAUGUAAAUUAUUAGUGGAUAACAGUUUACUCUUAUUGAAUUACUAAACCAGAGUAUAUAGUAGUCAUUUUGUAUGUAUUAAUAAGUAUAAUUUUCAAGUACUGUACUGUACCUUGCUGAGUUUAUGAUAGAAAAAUCAGUUUGUAUGAUGUAUUUAGGUCAUACCAUCAUGGAAGUGUGCAUUAGGGUGUGUUUGUUGCCUUAGUCACUGAAGAUCACAAGUUGGUCAAAUUCACCAACUGAUAACUGCCGUAUGAGGUAUAUAUUACAGUUUACUGUUCUCUCACACAACCUCACCAUGAUAUCAGUUCUUCAGUGAUGUGUUGAAAACUGCUUUCAUACUAUUAUUACUUUAUAACAUUGUUUGUCCUUCUAAUAUAAACAAACUUAGUUUAUGGUAAUUUUUAUAACUAUGCAUUAGACAUAAUAAUAGUAGUGUGUAAUUUCAGAAUUUCUGGAAAAAAAUAGCUUUAAACAUCAGAUACUGAUCCAUUUUAAAUGUCUUUCUUACAUUACCCUAAAGCGAGGAUGGCACAUGAUGGAUGGUGGAGCACAACCACUGUCAUUAUCACGGUCUAUCUUAUGUGCUGUGUGCUGUACAGUAUAAAUUUCUGCAGAUCAUUAUAUUACCAAGUUGUCCAAGUCUUUCUGAAUUGGCAUAGAUUGGUGAUGUUUAAUAAACAUACACAGUAUGCAAUCUAAUGUGGACACUCUAAAACUACAGAGACCUAUACUGAACUGUACAGGGUGUUGCUUAUAAGUGGAUCCAUUGGGAGUAGGUAUAGUAAUAAAGAUUAAAAAGGUUAUUGUCUGUAAUCUGAGAACAACUGUCAUUAAAGUCUGUAGCUGUCAGUCUCAAGUUACAGACAAUAUCUUCAACAUAAUUAGGUAAAAAUAUUAAAAAAUGCAUGAGAAAAGUAAAAAAAAAUACUGUGAAUAAAGGUACCAAUAACCUUAAAAUCCCAAUGGUUCCACUUAUAUGCAACACCCUGUAGAUGAUGGUCAUGUGAUCUUGAUCAAUAUCUACUUUGUCACACUAGUAAAAUGGUACCCCCAAGAAACACUAUAAAGCCACAACCUUCAUUCUUUCCAUAUCUAAAUAAAGUGUAGUUUUUCACAGUCUGUAAAUGACAGUUUUUUGCUUAUAUGGAGAAACAGUACCUAGUCAAAUAUUCAGCUACAAAUGUUUCCAGGUUGCUUUUGGUCCUAAAUAUAUCUGUAGAGAUUGUCAGACUGAAAUAUUGAGGACAUUUCCAAAGUGAGGUGGAAGGGUUAAAAUUUUGAAUGGAGAAUAUAUUGUAGUUCCCAAAUGAGUUUCCAGUCUCACAAACUGCUGUUAUGACCAAGAAAGGUAUCCUGUACCUUACUCUUGUAUGGUUAUCACAAUGUUUACUAUGUGAAUUUAAGGAUGUCAUCCACAAGUAACUAUCUCCAUGCAUUUUCAUAAGACUACUGUACCUCUUACUGAACUGAAUUUGUAUUAUAAAACUAAGGGUCAACGUUUUCUUUACCAGGUACAGUACUUGUAUUUCAUGUUUUCUGCUGUUCCUGUUUAAUAUUUCUGUUGCGUUAGUUAUCAGUAUCAGCUAGGCUGUCUUUUGAAGCUUUAGGGUGGUGUGUGCAAUUACAUAAACCUUGAGUAAGAUAAUUUAACCCCAUAAGCAUGAUAACUGAACCCCUUGAGAAAAAUGACUUAUAUCUUGAAUACUGCCACACAGUAGAAACAACAAGAAUGUAAUAGUGACUACAGUAAUAAUAUAUUGUUCAUGUAUGGACGUGGUGAAAGGACAGGGAAUAUUCUCUCUUCCAAUUUCACCAGGAAAUCUCGCCAGCACACUGAUGCUUUUGGAAUUUUAACCCACAUUUUAUUUCUGUUUUGAAUUUGAUUUGAACCUUAGGAAAGUACAGUACAAAAAUUUACAUUGGGGAGUGGAGCAGCUGAGUAGUGUUAGUAGACUUUGCCUUCUUCUCCCCCCCACAUAUUACACUGCUCUUCACACCCACCUAGCCUGACACCAAUCAACCUUCCACUGAUUCAUUUAUACCUUUGUUGUAUACUCUAUCUUGAAUUUCCAUACUGAAUUGUAAAAUAAUUGAAAUGCUGAAAUUUGCCUAAGAGAGUAGAGCUUUCAUUGUGAUAAAUCUUUGCAGACCUUAAAGUGUCCUUAUGUUUACUGCUAUUUGAUGUUUUAACUGGAAAUAUAGUAAAAUCCAAUUUUUACAUGUAUACUGUAUUAUUAUUUAUUUACUGUAUAAACAUGUAUUGUGGUUUUAAUGGUUUUAAUAGUCAAUAUUACCCGUAACUGGCCUGUUAGGUUAGCCUUUGUAACCAACUUCAUCUCAAAGUUGUGAGAAGAUAUUUGUGGAAAUGAUUUUCUGUGUUUAGUUCAGUACAGUAAAACAAAUAAUGAAAAGGAGCUCAUAGGCCUGGCAGCUUGUUAGGGGUACACAGAUAUUGCACUCUGAACACUAAGCCUUCAGUACAGGAUAUGAUCCCUAUGUCCAUUCUACAGAUGUGAUGCACACUCAAUAUGUUAUAUAGACUGUAAUUGGAAGUUUACUGCAAUUUUACCUUUUCAAGUAGAUUGUCAUAUUAAAUUAUCUCUUAUUAUGAAGUUUAAGAUUAGUACUGUAGCAUCUUCAAAACAUACUCCCCCAGAUGCUUUGUUAGUGCAGUACAGUAUGCUGAUACUGUACAGUGCAAUACUUGUUUCAUCUAUAAUUAAAGAGUGGAAACAUUUUAUAACACACAUUAACUCUCUGCUCAAAUUAUAAUUUUAAUAAGUUAAUCACCAAGACCUCCAGAUGAGGAGUUGAAAAUUUUUAUCAAUAUCUUUAGUGGCUAUAGUUCCUUGAAACAUAAAAUUUAGUGGCUAUAGUUCCUUGAAACAUCAAGUUUAGUGGCUACAGUUCCCUAAUACAUCAAGUUUAGUGGCUAUAGUUCCCUGAAACAUCAAGUUUAGUGGCUACAGUUCCCUGAAACAUCAAGUUUAGUGGCUACAGUUCCCUAAUACAUCAAGUUUAGUGGCUAUAGUUCCCUGAAACAUCAAGUUUAGUGGCUAUAGUUCCUUGAUACAUCAAGUUUAGUGGCUAUAGUUCCCUCAAACAUCAAGUUUAGUGGCUACAGUUCCCUCAAACAUCAAGUUUAGUGGCUAUAGUUCCCUCAAACAUCAAGUUUAGUGGCUACAGUUCCCUGAAACAUCAAGUUUAGUGGCUACAGUUCCCUCAAACAUCAAGUUUAGUGGCUAUAGUUCCCUCAAACAUCAAGUUUAGUGGCUACAGUUCCCUGAAACAUCAAGUUUAGUGGCUACAGUUCCCUCAAACAUCAAGUUUAGUGGCUACAGUUCCCUCAAACAUCAAGCACUUGCCUCUAUAACAGGUCUUAAAAUUAAUGGUGCAAUAUAUUGUGAAAACAUUAAGUUCGACCUUUCAUAAAACACUUGACCUCCCUCACAGCAGCUUCUACAAUUUCUAUAUGUUUUGUGCAGUGUAAAGAAAACUGAACUCUGAGUGGAUGUUCUUAAUAAUGAAUGGGGUGAGAAGUGGUCCUCCCUAUUUCUUUGACGUUUCUAGUCAUUAUUAAGCUAAUGUUGUUAUAACCAGAUUGUAUUGUCAGUAGUUGUAAGGUCUUUAGAUUGUUUUGAACAUAGAAUUUUCUGUAGAAGAUAACUCUAAUACAACUGUACUUUAACUCCUAAAAUAUUGGCAUAACCAAAGUCUGCCCAACCUACCCACCCACUGCACAGUAUACAGUACUAUAUCCUCUGUUUAUGUCGGUCUUAAUUACCGGUAUUUCAUUUCCCUUAAACAUCACUGACAUUUCCUGUUUCAGUGAGUAAGUAGGGCUGUCUUGAAUAAUUUUUUAAUAUAUAUUUAAUGAGAAAUAAGAGAUAUGAAAAAACGUUUGCUUGUGGCAGCAUCUAUGCUCUGGUCACCUGUUUUGUUACUGACCGGUGCCAAUAAUUCACAUCUUCUUAACUUAAUUGUUGUUUACCUUUGAUAACUAUGUAACAGUUAGACAUCUAAUUUCAAAUGUUUAACACAUCCCAACAUAAAUAAAUGUCUCACUGUAUUGGCAGGUGUUUGGUCAUUUUUAAAUGUAAUACUUUGCUGUAUAUUGUCAAUCUUUCAUGGGCAAAUAAAAUACAGGGGUAUAAUGUUUUCCAUGAAUAAAAAUAAAUAUUUAAGCAGUUCAAAGUAAGUAUAGUACUGUACAGUACUCUGCAGCACAGGUCACCCAUUAAGAUGCUGAGCACACCUAGGGCAUGUAAGAACACUACUGGUUGUUAGAAAAAUGACUCACGCACACACACGCAUGCACGCACACAGACACCUCUCUUUUUGCACUGUCACUAUGUUGAAAUGCCCUGUAGUAUGAGUUUCUCCCCACCUAGUCAUUAUAUAUCAUAUUUGUAACACUUAUGUCACUUGUAUAUUAUUUGUAAAUCAAAAGACCCAUUCCCCCAUUAUGCAACUAUAUUUUCAGCCUUCUGGCUGCCAUGCUCUUUCAAUAAACUGUUAAUUGUUAUAAUUAUUACGCACACACACACACACACUGUGUAUAGUGGAAGCAUACAGGCUUUUUAAAAGCCCAGAUACCCCUGUGAGUCGCAGAUGUUGGCAAUUUUUCACUUGAAUGUAAAAAAAUUUUAGCUGUUAGGCCCCUGCUUUCAGCGCGUCACGUGGUGGCACUCUAAGGAUUUUCUUGUUUUAAUUAAGAGAUAUGUGUGUGGAUGAAUGUGUAUAAUUAUAUUCAUCAGUGACGGGCAUGGUGGAUUGGAUGUUAAGAGAGACUCCCAGGUUGUUCAAAUCCUGUCUAUUUAAGGAACACCACAUGCAGACACCCCUGUCCCCGCCAGACUAAUGGAAAAACCAGAUUUUUCCUGCUGACGUUCCAACGGGCUGCUGUUGACUCAUUGGUUUUUAUUGAGUGGGUACAUAUACAUAAACAUAAUACAUAAAUAAUUGAAAUUGCACCUCCCAAUGGUAUGGUGUUAUUCGUUGGGUGUGUUGACGCUAAGUUGGCUAGUGCGUUCUGUGUUGGUGCAGUGUGGACAUAAUCAUAAGAAUUUUAAAGGCAUAGACAUCAAUGAUGGAAUGGAUGAUGGUGAUACAUAUAUACCAAGAUAAAAAAAAAGUGUUGGAGUCUAGCUCUUCGUACACGAAGUUUUCUUUAUUCGAGCGCCCUCAAGUGGGACGUCGGAAACAAGGGUAUGUCACAGGGAACGCAGUAUCUCGGUGGACAGAGCUCUUGGGCAAGGAAAUGGUGGUACCGCCUUGCUUACUGUGUGGCACACGCCCCCAGUGCUCGUCGUGGGCACGUCUGUUAGCUAGCCAGACGCUUGCACCCUGAGGGUUCGCAGGAUCUUAAUUGAACCUCUCUAUGGCCAUGGUGGUGAGGAUAGCAAUGCCUGGGCCUCUGAUCCCCAUUUUUCUGAGCAGUUUGGUGGUGGCGGUGCGAAUGCCACCACGUGCACCGACAGCAGUUCCGAGGAAGGUGAUGUCCCCGACUGGGGUCGCCAGCUCUUUACUGACGAUAUACCUCCUCAAUUGUGCCUCAUACGCCUUGUACUUUUCAAUCUUGACCUGCUCAGCUCUGGAGGGCAUGUUGGUCGCUCUCGUAGGGUAUACACAGGUCCAGCACUGUGUAAUGGCCGUUUUUCUGUAUUAAUAGGUCUGGCUUCACGAAUGUGUGACGUGUUGGUAUUCUGGGCUCGGUCUUGAUGUCAUAUCCCUCUAUCUCGAGCCAUUGGCCGAGCUUUUUGAGGAUCGCAUCGUGUCUCGUGACUCUGUGGUUCUGAGCAGCCUGACAUGACUGCAGCAGGUGCGUUAAGUCUUCCUGCCCUUCUCCACAUCGUCGACAUGUUAGUGUGACAAGCUCCUCGUUUGGUACGCAGCCAAUGGCUCUCGAGACUCGGCACGAGAUGGAUUGUGACCGGAGUCGUAACAGGUCAAUCGGCUUUCUUCCUGGUCCAAGAUAAUUUUUCAAGAUCCCGUUGCAGGCUUGUUUCCUCAAAAAAUUCUCAGCCCCCUUGCCUUGCCAGGAGUUGCUCCAUUCGUCCCUCUUCUUCUCUACAAUUUCCUUCUUCAUCUGGUGUGUGAUGUCGACGCAGAUAUAUUCUACCUCGAAGUGCCAUGCCAUUGCUGCCACCUUCCUCCCCCAGAGACCUUCGGCUGCAAUGAGCCUGACGGCCGGAUCACCGGAGGUCCUAAGGCGGUGAAGCAAUCCCAUCUUCAUGUGGGUUACGCUCUCGACGAGGCUUGGCACUCCCAUUCCCCCAUCCUUCAAAGGUAGGCCUAUUAGGGAUGAAUGAAGAGUAUGAGGAAGGUGAACCCACUGCCUGACUUGUACGUUGAUUUUCUUAUCAAGGCACUUGAGCAGGUUAAGGGAGUUGAGCCUUUCACGUACAUGUACUGAAGCUUAGGGAUGACAUGUUGCUUCAGUAACUUCAGCUUUUGUAGGGGCUUGAGAGGACUCUUGCCAAUCCUGUCCAUGAUGGUCGCCAAUACAGCUUUUUCCAAAUUGACCUGUCGCCCCGGUUUCUCUAGCCAUGAGGGACCCACUCUUAGUCCGAGGUAUUUGACACAUUCAUUAGGCUGGAUGCUCGGAAUGGGUAUUGCUUCGCCAGUGUCUGGGUGUCGUAGGUGGAAACAUGCUUCCGUCACUAUGCGGAGACUUAACCCAUUUCGGUUCCCUGCCGCUCUCUCAAGACUAAUCGUGGCGCACUUUGCCGGUUGUGCGGCCAGACCUCUUGCUUGCAGGAAGUCAUCUAACAUGGCAGGGUUUCUCCUCAUGCCCAGACUGGAUCCAGAGACCACUACUAGGUCAUCAGCGAAUCCGGUGACUGCAACACUAGUAUGUUUGUUGAUGCGGUAUACGGUUACUUGGCAUAAUGAUGCCAGGUACUCGUCCAUCACUGAACAAAAGAGGAAGGGCGAGAGUGGACAGCCCUGUUUAACUCCUCUAGUGAUGGAGAUGGUCUCUGAGUCUUCUCCGUUGACACAGAUCUAGGUCUCCAAGUCGUCGUAUAAGUCCUGCAUAAUGGCUAGAAUGUGUUGUGGUGUAUCUAGCCUUCGGAGAGCUCUGUUGAAAGAAGAGUGUGAGAUGGUGUCGAAAGCUUUCACAACGUCUAUGAAUGCAAUGUAGACGUUUUUCUUCUCCUUUCGGGCGUGUCUGAUGAUACCUUCCACGAGUGCAAGGUUUUCUCCGCAUCCGUUGACUGCCCGAAACGCCUUUUGGCUAAUGCUGGUCUCCGCAUUUCCGCUCAUCCUGUGUGACAGGAUCUUGCAAUACACCCUAAGGAAGUGCGACCCGAUGGUGAUGGGCCGCCAGUUGGAUGGAUUUCCUAGGGGCGACUUCUUGGGGAGCAUAGUUGUUCUGCUCGUCUUGGUCCAUUGGGGAACCUUUGCUAGGUAUAGCCACACGUUAAAGACCCUGCCCAGAACCCCCGAUCCCAGUCUUCGUAGGGCUUUGGAGUCUAACUCUGGGUUGUCAGGGCCUGCUGCCAUUUCAGGUCCUCGUAGUGCUACCAGAAUGUCGUUUUUAGAGAUUGGCAGGAGAGUGUCUAGCAUUUUGUCAUUGUUUUUGCUGGUGAAUGGUAAGUUGUCGGGGGGGAUGGUGCGGAGAACCUAGGUCUGUACUCGUCAAAUUCUAAGACCGUAGGGGUCUCCCCCUCGAGCUCUACAGCAUCAAUGAUUUUUUUGGCAAGCUCUUUAGGGCUUCGUUGGUAGGCCCUUUGUGUUUGUGCAUACUCCCUCUUCUUCCGCACUCUUCUUGGAAGAUGGUGUUCCCUAGGCUGGUUAUUGGUGGUGUUGCUCCUCCGAGGUUGUCUCCUUCCGGUGAAGAGCCUCGGUCUGUAUUGCCUCAGCGCCGUCUCUAAUCCAUCCAGUGCUGCACCAUAGUCCCCCUCCGUUUGGUCUUCGGGAGCAGGGAUGUUGCACAACGCCUGGUUGAGGUCAGAGACUAGCGUGUUAGCCUCCUCCUCCUCCUCCUCGCUGAGAGCCCCAAGAUACUCCCACAACCUCCUCCUAACCUCGCGCUCGCGCUCCAGUUCUUCUUCAGAAUCGCUGGAGGAGUCGUCUGGGUCUGAGGGGUUGGGGUCAUUCCCUCCUUGGGGGAGGUCUUGGGGGUUUGGGGCCUCUUCGUUGCCUAGGUCAGGGUGCAAAUGUGGCCUCUGUUGGUCGUUGUUAGCGAGGCUUUCUUGUACUUAGUGGUUUUCCUCAUCGCUUUGAGCCGUUCUAGGCUAAUUGAACCUCCCGGAAGACUUUCCAGCAAGAGCUGGUUGAUGAAGGUUGUCUUCCUGCCGGACUGGAGGAGCCGUGCCUCUUCCUCGGCUACUAAUGCGAUCUCUUGAGGUGAGUAGGGUACCCUUUUCUCUGGCUUAAGUGUCCUAUUGUACACUUGGUGAUUCAGUCGAGUGUGCUGGGUGAGGCCCCUUGCACUCGAGAACGUUUUCCCACAGACGUUGCACUGAUGCACCUUAGGGUUGGCACAAGGUGGUGUCUUGCUGCGGUCUUUUGGUGGUGUGGUGCAGCUAACUGUAUUGUCGAAGUCUUGACGACAACUAUUAAUGACACACACGGUGUAAUGUGCUUCACACCGUUUUGGCUCGCUCAAUGCCUUGUGGCAAAUGCUACAUCUGAUGGUCACUGCCAGUUGGUGCUUGGCCUCAACAUGCCUGGUGUACUUAAUGUUGUCGUAGAACACCUUGGUGCAGUAGGCACAGAUGAUUGUUGCUGAGGCGCCGGCCCCAUGGUACACGAUGACUUCAUUCGCCGUUUUGCUAGUAGACAUGUCCAGUUGAUUAAUACUGCUCUGGUUGGGGUGAUCCUUAGCUUCUAUCUGAACAGAAGCCGUGGUGUCUGAAGGACUUAAUGGGCCUCGGGGCUUGCCAGGUAUCACAUCCUUCACCAGAGAUACUCCCCUAGAGAGAGCCCCGUAUGACUGGGGCGUACCCUCUCCGAGAUACUGCCGCUCCCGGGACGGUGGGGGGUCACGUGGUGCCCCUGCAACCCCGGACCCCACCCUACUGGUGUAGGAGUCUCGCACGCUGGCGAAACCCCUACCUUCCUUCUCCUCCAGACACACUCCUUUACCUCUUAACACUCGCCCGAUUCUCGCCUGCCUGUGGAGCUGAAGGCUCCACAGACAGUGGACACGAUUCAGUAGCUGCACUGGACAUCAGUAUACAAACACAAUUCCCUGAAACGCUUAUCUUAUGGAUUAACGGAAAUACCGAAUGGCAGACUACCUUUAAGAGAGGCACACACGUGUGCUGCCACUAUGUAGGUAUUAAAGUACAGUAUACCAUAAAAGAAGUCAUAAAGAAAUAGAAUUGUCAUCUAUAAGUUCCACUUUAAUUUGAUGAAUUAUUUAUGAAGAAACUGGUCUUCCAUUUUACCAAUUUAAUUUAGUACAAUACAGUACAGUACAGUACAGUACACAAUUAUCAGGGAUGAAAAAUUUCUGCAAAAUUGGAGAAUUCCUGGAUUUCCAUUAUUGGCCUCUCAGAAGUUACACACAUACAGAAAUAAGGUUGUUGUUUUUUAUCUCAGAAGAAAUUUCUUACUUUCUUUUAAGUGAACUGUGUAUCAUAGUCAUGUUUUUGAUCAACUGCUUUGUGAUUAUAGAUUUGCUAUAAUGUUCUUGUGUAUAACCAAUCAUUAGUGGGGUGUGUGUGUGUGUGAGACAAUGCUCAUUCCAGUACCCAGUACAGUAUUGUACUGUACUGAACACUUACUCGUAAAACUUUCUAAAUUUGGUCACAAAGGUGUGCUUAUAGUAGUAAAGUUAUAGCAGUGUGUACUAGUCUACAAGUUCAUAUGUUUUGUUUUAAAUUAGUCUUACAAACAAAAAGUCAUAUUAAAGGAAAAAAAAAAUUAUUGUAGAAUUGCUUAACCCUUAACCAGCAGCCAGCAUUAAUGCAUGUUUCGUGUUCCUUGUGUUCCAGUUUUUGCUCACAUGGGGGCACACUAGGGAAUUCUCACAUGCUGUUUAAGGGUUAAAUAGUAAAAGGAAAAAACAAAUAAACAAAAAUAAUUUGUAAAAUGCAAAAACUUAAACUCCAUCUUUUAACUUAGAUUUUCUAGAUGACUAUAGGUACCCCUCGCUAUACAAAUGUUCGCUAUACAAAUAUUCUAUUCUUACACCCUUUUUUCACUAAGCAAAAAUGAUAUUAGCUUUUUCAAAAAACAGUAAGGCUCUCCUCACCCCAUGGUGAGCCCUCACAUAAGAUAAUGUACCAACUGCAUGCACUAUAUUUAGUUCGCAAUUUGUUAGGUACAGUACUAAAAAAAAAAAAUUAUGAAUUUUUUUUUUUCAUGUACAGUACAGUACUAUUAUGUUUUUGUUGUUGUUCAUGAACCAUAUUUUUUGGGGGGGGUAGAAUAAUGCGGGAUUUCUUAUCAUUGGAAACUGAACCCUAAUUUUUCCCCAUCUACAAUACUCGUAUUAAUGUUAUUCAGUAUCUGAAAAAUUGUUAUCCAAAUGGUUCCAGGAACCUAUUCCUUUCAGAUAGCGAGGGAUACCUGUAAUAGAAAAGUCACUGACAAAUCCCAGAAAUUUCUGACCAAAAUACUGUAGGUGCCACAACUUGUGUGUACAUACUGUACAUCAUCUUUUGCUUGAGUGUUUGUGUAUUUUACACCAGACUCUUAUCACUAGUGUAUGGACCCUGCAGUUUCUGAGUUCUUCACUCAAACCAUUUUCAUCCUUGAUAUACAUGUACUGUAUAUGUAUAUAUAAUGCUGUAAACUCACUAGUAAUACUAUAUGUUUCAUAUUUUCAUACUGAGGUAAAUGCCAUUUGUCACCUGCUUACUUUGUGUUUCUGUAACUGAGACCACUUGGCUGCAUCUUCAGGUGAUAAUGACCAAUUAACAUAAUGUGCAGUAUUAAAUUAGUUCUGAAGCAACCUCAAACAAGCUAAAGUACUACAGUAAUAAACUUGGUUGUAAUCCACAUAAUUUUCGGCACAAUAUUUUUCCUUCAUAAGUACAGUACACUUGUUGUGCCUCUGUCUGUUUACAUUUGAGUGAUAAGUGGAUGAUAGAACUGCUGUAAUAAAGCCUUUUUAAAAGUGUGUUAUCAAAUCAUAUAUGUUGUAUCACAAAGACACUAUAAUUAGGUAACUUGUGUAUAGUAUUGUGAUACAGCUACACAAGACUAACGUUUUGUUUGAUAUAGGAGUCGUAUCUGCUGAGGCUCCAUCCAGCUGUACACUUGGAUGUCUUAAGGGUCUUUUAUUUAUUUGGAGUAUUACAAUACCUGUUUCUCUUAAUAAUUCUAAUACCUGUACUGUUUCAGUUGAAUUAAUGAAUACUGUAUGUAUAAAAAUAUAUCUACAUUGGUCAUAUUAUAUCUGAUAUCUAUUCAGGCCAUGUGAUACCUGUCUUGUAUACCGGGUAUUUAAAAAAAAUCCAUUUUGAUAUUCAAUAAUAAAAAUUUUUGGUAUGGGAAGGGAAACAAACUGAUGUGAAACAAAACCAGUCCUAUGUGCUGUCACUUGCCAGUGAUAAAGUCCCAUAUGAUGCUGUGUCACUGCUUUUACCUAUAUGAUUUUAGAAUUGAGUAGAUGUAGUUGGUGGUGUAACCCUGAGGGACCAGCACUACUGGCUCACUCAUUUUAAGUUUACUUCAAUAUUAUAAUGUGCAAUAGAAUUGUACAAGUGUAUCUUCAUAGAAGAAUCAGCAAAUUUUUAAAUGAAGAAACUCGAUGGAUAUGUCAUUUUGUUUUAUAAAUUAUAUUUUGAAAGUGUAAUAUCCAGAAUUACUUUAUAUGAGUUAGAGCAAUCUGUCUGUGUGGUUCUCACCCAUCAUUCUGAAGGGCACUGAAAAAAAAAAUCCUGCGAGUUUUAACUUUCUAAUAGCAAUGUGCCCGACAACACAGUUAAUUACUAAGAGUAUUAGGAAA